UGGAGCGGCCCGGGGGAGGGCGGGCGGCGCAGCAGCCUCAGCGCCCACGAAGCCGGAGCCCAGCCCCGCGCGCGCACCGCUGCAGCAGUUCCAGCUUCUGGAAGGAUGUUACCUCUGAUGAUGAGAGUGUUAAUGCUGCUGCUGCUGCUGCUGCCGCCCCUGGGUCAAGCUGCUCCCAAGGAUGGAGCCACGAGGCUGGACUCUGAAGUGCAGCAUCAGCUCCUGCCCAACCCCUUCCAGCCGGGCCAGGAGCAGCUCCGACUUCUGCAGGGCUACCUAAAAGGACUAGAGAAGAUGGAAGAGGAGCCAGAGCACCUGAGCCGGGAGCAAGUUCUCCUCUACCUCUUUGCCCUUCAUGACUAUGACCAGAGUGGACAGCUGGAUGGCUUGGAGUUGCUGUCCAUGUUGACAGCCGCCCUGGCCCCUGGAGCUGCUGACUUUCCUACCACCAACCCGGUGGUCCUGGUAGUGGACAAGGUGCUGGAGACCCAGGACCUGAAUGGGGACGGACUCAUGACCCCUGCUGAGCUCGUCAGCUUCCCAGGAGAGGCCCCCAGGCAUGCAGAGUCCAGAGAGCCCCUUGCUCCGUCUCCCUGGGAGCCACAAGCUGUUGGGAGGCAGUCCCUGUUAGUGAAAAGCCCAUUAAGACAAGAAACACAGGAAGCCCUGGAUGCCAGAGAAGCAGCUGGGGGCCACGUAGAGGCCAGAAGGGAGUCCUUGGAGCCUGUCCAGGAGGCUGGGGGCCAGGCAGAGGCUGAAGGAGAUGCCCCAGGUCCCGGAGAGGAGGCCGGGGGCCAGGCAGAGGUCAGGGACAAUGGGGAGGAAGCCAGAGAGCUUCCAGGGGAAACACUGGAGUUGAAGAACACCUCAAAUGAGUUUGUGGUUCACCAUAUUCAGCUGGAGAAUGAUGAGAUAUAAACCUUGAGGAUACAGGCUUGCACCCCUCGCAGUCUCAGUGCCAGGACACAAGCCACUAUAGGAGGCAUGCGUGUUGGGACCACCUCUGUGUCCCCUUUCUAGCCCCAGUAGGUGUCAGGUCUUUCUGUGCAGCUCAGGGAGACCCUAAGUUAAGUGGCAGCUUUAGGGCCCAGACAAGCAAUAAAUAACUGAAUUAAUUUAUCCCCCCCGGGCCAUCUAUCUACUGGUCCAGCCUGCCCAGACCCCCUAGGGGCACAGGGGGCUGGGGACUGAACAGGCCCUUGGAGGGACAGGGGUUCAGCUUUCCCAGCGUGUCUAGCCCAGGGUGCUAAGAUAGCGGAGUCUACAGCACUAGCCACAGUGAGCUGCAGAUAGCCCUGUGAAGAAAGCUCGGUCUACCCCUGGGGCCCCAAUACGCUCCUGUUCCCCCUUCACCUGGUGUUCAGACACCCUGUGCCCUCCUGGAGCUCAGGGCAGAUGGUCCCCAUCACCCUGUAUCUGUCCCCCACCCCCAGCAAUAUUAAUAAUAACUAUCAUUUUUUGCGAGUUUAG
Molecule: messenger RNA, 1470 nt
Organism: Propithecus coquereli (Coquerel's sifaka)
Lineage: Eukaryota; Metazoa; Chordata; Mammalia; Primates; Indriidae
Gene: CGREF1
Product: cell growth regulator with EF-hand domain 1
Exons: 6
Coding region: 106-918 (270 amino acids)
Molecular function (GO): calcium ion binding
Source: RefSeq, a predicted model, not a curated record